AUGCCAGAGCUGGUGCCAAGCCAAAGCAGCUGUCAAGAUCCGAGAGCGGGCCGGGCAUUCUGCACGCGCUCAGAGACCCUCUCGCCCUGCGCCGGUGCUCUACCCCUUCCCCUUCAACCACCCCGGCGGCGGCGACCACAUCGAGCUUUCUCGGCGGAGAAGAGGCGGGAGGGUAGCCGGGAAGCAGAGGUGGGGGCUCCGCCCGGAUGCCCCCCGCCCUCGGCCCCCCGCCCAGGCGAGGCUGCGGCGGGAUCCGCCUUCCUUCCGGAGCGGCGGCGGCGGCGGCUGCAGCAGCAGGAGCAGAGCGCGGCGAGGCGUCGCGUCGCGUUUGCAGCUCCAGCGCGCCCGGACCAUGGAGGGCUCGCCGCUGCCGCCACCAGGGGAGGAGGAGGCGGCGGCAACAGCCCGAGCCGGAGCCGGGAGGAGCCCCAGCGCAGCCGGGCAGCGCUAGCCGCCGCGGCGCCGCCGCAAAGCAGCCGAGCCCGGUCCCUGCCCGCCUGCCAGGCGCUGCGCUCCGGCCGCCACUGCCACCGCCGCGCGUCUCCAUUGCGCGCAGCAUCUGCAGCCGCCGCCGCAGGAGGAGGAGAAGGCGACACCCCACCUCAGCGCCCGCCCGGGACCCGAUCCGAGCCGGCGGGGAUGCGCGGGCUCUGA
Molecule: messenger RNA, 654 nt
Organism: Zootoca vivipara (common lizard)
Lineage: Eukaryota; Metazoa; Chordata; Lepidosauria; Squamata; Lacertidae
Source: RefSeq, a predicted model, not a curated record